AUGGUCGAAGUAAUUGAGAAUUCAUGGUCGGACGACGGCAAGUACGAUUCUGAUCACAUUACAGCAAAUCAAGAUGAUCCAAGCAGCUCUAAAAUUGAGACGGUUGUUGAGGGUGGACAUAAAUUCACAAGUUGUCAAUGUUAUUGCUGUGAUCUCGCGUUUCAACUCAAGCGUGUCGAACGCGACAUACAGCAGCUUAAAAACCGAGCAAAAACUCGCGAUGGAAAUGGAAAUACGAAACAAUAUGCAACAAGAACACAUGCCAAAGUGAAAAAGCUCUCCUAAGGUCGAAUCUGGAAGAAGCUAAUAACACAACAAAAGAUCUUAAAGCGAAAAUCAUGUAUUUGGAGCAAGAGAAAGACAACCUCGCUACGGCUAUGACGUUACAACAAAAGGAUUAUUAAACCUGUCUUAAUAAUUUAAACCGACAAAAUAAUAAAUCAACUGAAACGUCUAAUAAUUAACAGGUGGUACAGGGAACCAAAAGUAGCAAUCGAAAACUGAGUGAAGGAAACCCACCAAGUACCUACGUGUUAAACACAGAAAAUCAGUAUCAAAGCUUGAGCGAUAUCUUAGACACCGUUUACACGGUACCGGACGAAUUUGUGACCGGACGAAAAUUUGUCCGUUUCGGUUGUGUAAACACACGAGAACCACGGAACCGGACGAAUUUGAGACCCUCUAACAGGACGAAUUCACGUGUAAACAGGCGAAAAAGGACGAAUUUUCGUCCGGUCCCAAAUUCGUCCUGUACCGUGUAAACGGGGUCUUAGAUGGCGAAACACAAACAGAAACCCGUAUUUAUAACCAUCCUAAGGGAAACGAGAAAAACGAAAGCCAUGAAAUCGGUUCGGACGUUAUUAUCAUAGGCGAUUCCAUAGUUAAAAAUAUUCAACCUAGAAAGCUAACAAGAAAGAAAGUACAUAAAUAUACGUUCCCGGGAAAAACCGCAGGUGAAAUUGAAAUUGAGAAGGAGAUUAAUUUUGAUAAUCUAAAACCAAUCCCGUCCCAUGUAAUUAUACACGUAGGGACAAAUAAUCUCCCUUUGGAAUCUGCCACAGAAUGUGCCCAAAAGAUAGAAAAGCUCGCUAAAAAAACCAAGACACAAUUUCCUUACUCGAAAAUUGGUCUAUCUGGUCUAACGAUGCGUCAUGAUAUUGCUAUGUUAGAAAAGAUUCAAGAGGUCAAUAAGAAAAUUGGGCACAUAUGUAAGAAAUUGGAAAUUUCAUUUAUUGACAACUCAACUAUAGAUGAUACAUGUUUAAAUGGCAGUAAGCUCCAUCUAAACGCGAAAGGUUCGGCCAUCUUAGUGGUUCACUUUAUUAAUUUCCUCAAGGGAGGCAGUGCAUCAGUCUCACCACGGAAACAAAGACAUCAGGAUUUUCCGAGAUCAACGAUUCAGAAACUUGGAGAACUGUUGGAAGUAAUUGUCCAACCACAGAAGAACAUCCACAGAAGAAAAAAUUAG
This is a messenger RNA of Paramuricea clavata, 1468 nucleotides long. The record is from the annotation of a GenBank genome assembly. Lineage: Eukaryota; Metazoa; Cnidaria; Anthozoa; Malacalcyonacea; Plexauridae.